GAAUAAACAGGAGAAGCAUAAUGAAAAAUUAGAUCCUUUAAUUUCUUUGUUGAUUAAUUGUUGAUGUUAGUUAGUCAUAAUAGAAUUCAGAUGGAUGCCUGUAUUUCCAUGAAACGACAUCGUUCACGCUUUCCUUACUCCCCUUUCCUUCCACCGAGUUCACUCCCAAAUCCCAAUUCUACCGCGAAUUAACGACUCCGAAAAAACAUCAGAGAGGAGUAAAGUGGUGCCGAUGCUUGCCUUGACACUGAAUCUUUGUAAUGCUGAUUGUGUGGUUAUGUGAGCGGCGAUUGCACUCUUGUCUCUUGCCCACGGUUGGAGCCGAUCCUUCUCCGGUAUUGUUCAGUAGGGACGCGAGUGGAUUAUUAUGGUGGUAAGGUAGUGAUGGGAUGGGGUGUUGCCUUGUGGUCAUUAGCUACAUUUCUUAUGCCAUGGGCGGCGGAUACUUCAUUAUGGGCUCUACUUGCUACGCGAGCAAUGCUCGGCAUUUUGCUGAUGGCGUGGCUCUUCCUUGUAUGAGCAACAUGAUAGCAAGUUUAAAAGGCGGUGAAGCUAAAAUGUUGAAGAAACUGUAUAAACCUUUUCUUUUAGAUGGUUCCCGGAGACAGAACGAGCCAGGGCUGUUGGGAUUGCAAUGGCUAGAUUUCAACUUUGGAAAUGCAAUAGGACUCACGCAAUCUCCAAUCCUCUUGUCAAAAGGCAGUCUAUUUGGUCCAUUUGUGAUUUGUGGACUAUCUGGAUUCCUGUGGGUUUUGGUUUGGUUAUCUGCAAUAUAAUGUACUCCUGACCGAAGUUCCCAGAUUUCAGAGUAUGAAUUGGAGUACAUAUUAAACAAGGAGUGGAAAUCUUUUCCCAUGGAGAAUAAAUCCAAGGCAAGAAGAAUAAUCCCUCCUUUCAGGCGCUUGCUCUCUAAGAUGCCAACUUGGUCCCUAAUUGUUGCCAACACCAUACAUAGCUGGGUACUUCACACAUCAUACUUUAAUCUAGAAUCUGUCAUUAAUUUUCCUCUCUUGUGCUGAAUAUGAUGCUUAGAAUGAUUGUACUAUGUGGAAGUCUUUGCUUCCAGUGUCUAGAUUCAGCUCUACUGAGGACGAACACCAUCACCUUCUGGUACUGAUAUUUUGAAACGGUUUUAAAAAAGUCUGCAGGGAUUUUUUGUUAUUCUCUCCUGGAUGCCCAUUUAUUUUAACACAGUAAGGCCAACUUUGUCGCUUUAACUGUGGUUCUCUAUUGCAUUGUUUGCACAUAUUUACUAGAGGAAGAUAUGCUAUAGUGAAUGUUGUGAACAGAUAUAUCAUGUUGACCUCAAACAUGCAGCAUGGUUUAGUGCUGUUCCAUGGAGGGUGAUGGGAUUCAUGGGAUACUUUGGUGGUACGUGGUCAGAUAUGUUGAUACGCAGUGGUAUAAGUGUCACUUUGAGUCGAAAAAUCAUGCAGGUCUCUCCCUUUUUUAUUUUUUUAUAUGAUCAAAAUGCAUAUUUACAUGUUCUAUUUACACAGUCUAUGAUUUUAAUGACCUUGCAGAAGUCUCUCGAUUUAUCAUCUAUAUGUUCCUUUGGAUGCGAAGGGCUUGAAAUAAAAAAAGAAUUCUUUUACUUCUUUUGUAAAGAUUUUGUCAUAUAUUUGUUUAUCAGUCUGUACUUUCUUGUGAUACAACCAGACAUGCUCCAGUAAAAGUGAGUCUUUUCAUGUGGAGAUUAUUCUCUCAGAGAAGUUCUUUGAACACCUCUCUACAUAAAGUAAUUGUGGAAUAUGGUGCUGUACUUCAAAUCUAAUUGUAGGCGCCAUGAAAAUGACUGGAGUCCUGAACUACAUCACGAUUGAUGUUAAUUUUAAGUUCUUUUACUUAUGACUGCAACCAUAUCUCAUUUCUUUCUCCUCUUCUUCACACACCCACAUUUUGUGAAAAAAUAUAUGAAAAUCAAUGUUUGAACUAUAUACUCUGGAAGAUAGGUUUUUGAGAGUUGAGUCAGCAUUUGGUUUCCCUCUGUAUGCCUUAUAUUUUGUUUUCGUUGUCUGUUUGCAUGCAUGCAACCUUGGUUUCCUCAUAAAACUUUUUUGGUGCUGGGAUUGCUCUUGUUGGUUUGACGACUGCUAGAAGUCCCAUCUCUUGCUUCUGCUUGGCUAGCUUUUUUCUGUUGGACUAAAGUUUUUCAGUCAUUCAGGUUUUCUUGUGAAUCUUCAGGCUCAUGUAACGAAGGAUGCAAAGGUUAAGCUGCAAGUCAUUUUUCUCUCUGGUUUUGUCUAAUUUUUUUUCUUUCUAUUUCCAGGAGAUCCACGACAUGAUUCUGGUGUUUUACGUGGUACCACUAACUCUGUUAUAUAUAAUGAGUUUGGUCUGAUUUUACUUGUUCAGGAUAGUACUUGAUAACUUCAAAACAUUAAUUUUAGCGUGGUAUGUUAACAACUGCUCACUGUUUCCUUGUAGGAAUAUUGAAUACUGCUGGAACAUUAGCAGCCAUUGUGGGAACUGUUGGAGCUGGUUUCUUUGUUGAACUAGUGGGAUCUUUCCGUGGAUUCUUGAUGCUCACAUCGCUCUUAUAUUUUCUUGCUGCUCUUUUCUACAACAUCUUCUCCACCGGAGAGAAUGAGUUUUGAUUAAACUGGCCAGUAUCAUUUUUCUCUCUUCUUCUUAGCUAGAUCAAUCUAUUGCUCUCAUGAUUUCCACUGAGCUCGUGUUUUAUUUAUACUUGCUUUCCAACUAUUGUACUGGAGUGUAUUGCUACUGUCUUGUAAAAGCUUGGAAGCACAGUUCGCAGUAACAACAUGCUGGUAUUUGAACAACAUGUUCAACAAGACAAUAGUCAGGCACAACAUUACUAAAAAGGCAAUGUUUGCAUCCCAUCUGCAUACAUGACAUGCAAAUCAAUGAUUGGUCUCCGUUUUUUUAGUUUCUGAAAGUUUUAAUUCUGAACUAUUGAGCUGGUCACAUGAUUUUGUUCUUGUCAUGUUUAAGCAGUUUAAUUACUAAUUUUAGUUUUGUAAUGCAAGUAUUUUUGCUCUUCAGGCCCCUGAAUGAGUUUGAAACCUCUAGCAAUUGCUACCGAAGAGAUAGAGAAGCUCAGGAAUGUUAGAGAAGGUGGUGCAGUGGGAAUUAUCAUCCCCCUUCUAAAGAGAUAGGCUGUUAGUCUGUUUUUUCUUUUCUUUUCUUACUUAUAUAAAAUCAAAGAAUGUACAGUGGCUAUUUGUGCAACUACCUCAGUCUCAAGUAUCCAGAGCUUCUGUUUCAGGUGAAUUGGGGUUUUCAACCAACAAAAUGUAAGAUUUUCAGAGGUAUGGUCCGAGGUUCAUUCACCUGUAUAACAACUCUUCCUUCUCAGUAUGCUUAUUCUCCGAAGAAUGUCAUUCUUCAUCUAUCCUCUGCUAGCCUUUUCAUUAUGAUGCCAUAGCAUCCCAUCGCUUCAUUUCUGAUGUACUCGUAAAUGCAACCACCAUAGCCAAGCAAGGAGACAGCGUUGAGAAUUGGAACUACUAAAAGAAACUAAUUUCUUUCUCUAAGAAAGUCCAUGGUGAAGAACACAAUUCCAUGGCUAAGAGCAACUGAGAUGAUGUCUCAAAACUCUGAAAAAUAACCAUCUGAUAGCUAGUAUUGCUCAGAAUAAAACCGGAAUGUUGUGAGAUGCAGGUAAGCUGUAAUCCUAUCACGUCAAACUUCUCUCAUGUUUUGCCAGAAAAUGUCCUGGCUUCCCUAAUACACUUGGAAAAUAAGCGGAUUCCAUCAUGCUCCCACCCAUGUAACAAUCUUUCAUGGAGGGGGAAGAACUGGGUUUCGGUUGAAGAUAAAAAACUAAAAGCCGACAGAGCAGGCCCUGUGAAACUGCAACAAGUGGUCUCCAAUCUGGUCAUAGUCCGUAAAAAGGCCAAAAAGGGUUUGCUUCCUCGCGUUAACAUAUGACCCACCUGAUCUGUUUUUUUUGUGCAAUACUUCCAGAUUCUAAUCUUCCUGGAGGACAGAUCAGAUCGGUGACUCGGUAUUCUGUUGACCCGGCCAUUCAAUUUAAAUUUCUGAUUGGGACUGUGGGAGAUUACAGCAAUUAUUUAGGUUUACGAAAAACUUUAAAUAAUAUUUUUUUAGUUUAAUAUGAAUGGACUAAUUUGUGUGAUUAAUUUUAUAAAUUUUAAAAUUAAUAAUUAUAUAAAUUUCAAGUAGCAAUCAUAUGAGUAAUAACAGUGUUUGAAAUCAUAAAGAAACUUUAUCCCAAACUUUAAAUAACAUUUUUGUUUGAAUUGGUCGCUGGAAGAAUAGAUCAGGGGACAUGAAAGUCACGAACUCCCUUUAUUUUUUGGUUUAAACAAAAAUCAACUACUUAAUAAGCUCCAAACUGUGAUUGAAAGCCACAACGCAAUCGUACAAGACGGCCGUAGCUCCGAAAAUGAAGAAAGCGUCUUCUCCCCAUCCCCCUUACAUGAACCCAACAAAACAGGUCUCUAGUCUCCAAUAUGAACUAAGCAAGCGCCCUAGCAAAAAUCGUUCUGUCUUGAGCUAUGUCAAAACUGCAUUCAAAAGAGUGGUUGGAGCCUUUACAAGUUUGCUUCCCAGGAAAAGCAAGGCCGACGACAUUGUAACUGAUGCAGGCAAAAGCAACAAGCAAGUCGGAGGGAUAUCCUUUUCAACUGAUCUUUCAACAGGAAGUAAGAGUUCAUCGGUAUUCAAGUCCUCUAGUACCCAUGGAUCUUCCAGUGCCACAAGUGGAAUGGUUGGGGAAGGUGGCUUCUCCAUUCAAGAGAUUUUUAAGAUGACCGAUAAUUUCUCGCCUGCAAAUAAGAUUGGAGACGGUAGCUUUUCUACCGUAUACAAGGGGAGGCUCAGGGAUGGAUCUUUUGUUGCAGUGAAGCGUGCUCAAAAGAACACAUAUGACAAGCGUUUAUUACUGGAGUUCCAGAAUGAAGCAAUUACCCUGUCCAAGAUUGAACAUCUGAAUUUGGUGAGAUUUUAUGGAUACGUGGAGCAAGGAGAUGAGCGAAUCCUUGUGGUUGAAUAUGUUGGCAAUGGAAAUCUUCGAGAACAUCUGGAUGGUAAGAAAGGAAGUAUACUUGAAAUUGCUGAACGGCUAGAUAUUGCGGUUGACGUGGCUCAUGCAGUCACUUAUCUUCACACGUAUACAGAUCCUCCAGUAAUCCACAGAGACAUAAAAGCAUCGAAUGUUCUCAUCACAGAGAAACUCCGAGCCAAAGUGGCAGACUUUGGGUUUGCGAGAUUGACCACAGAAGGUUCUGAUGCUACUCACAUUUCUACUCAAGUCAAAGGAACAACAGGCUACUUGGAUCCUGAAUACUUGAGGACAUAUCAACUCACUGAAAAGAGUGAUGUCUACUCUUUCGGUGUGCUUCUUGUUGAACUGAUGACAGGAAGACACCCGAUUGAACAAAAGAGAUCGUUAAAAGAGAGAGUCACCAUAAAAUGGGCAAUGCAGAGUUUAAAAGUAGGAGAUGCCAUUUUUGUCAUGGAUCCAUUACUAAGGAGGAGUCCUGGAUCAACCAUGGCAAUGGAGAAGGUGCUUAAGUUAGCACGCCACUGCCUGGCACCUUCAAAACAAUCAAGGCCUUCCAUGAAGGACUGCAGUGAAGUGCUUUGGGGAAUUCGAAAAGACUUGAGAGGUGGUUCAUCUUCUUCUGCUUUCAUUUCUCACCAAUCUGCUGACUUUCCUCGGAGAAAUGAAAAAAAGAGUCGAGAAGCAGCAUUUGGUAUUGAAGAUGAUGGGGGCUAUAAAUUCAUUUCUGCAUGAAGCGGUAAUUUAUGGGAUUUGCUUGUCGAUUCUCUUCUGUAAAUUUCUCGUGAGGAAAAAAGAGAACCCGAAUCCUACGCAUAAUAUUCAUGCUGAUAGCCGAUAGGCAUGAAAUAUAGAUGAACCUUCCCCCCCCCCCCUGAAAAGGAACCGCCAAGACCUCUUGUGGGAGAGGGACAUGAGUGUCAGUUAGGCCGUGUUAAGUGGAUGGUCUCUCCACGUCGGAUACCCCAUAGUAAUAUUUAACAGGUUGUAUAGAAUCCAAAUUCUUGAACUGAGUGGUUGUGCCUUUGACAUUUGCAAUCUCUUUGGCAUCAGUAACCUCACUAUAAGCUAAUUUUGUUGAA
Molecule: messenger RNA, 6072 nt
Organism: Populus nigra (black poplar)
Lineage: Eukaryota; Viridiplantae; Streptophyta; Magnoliopsida; Malpighiales; Salicaceae
Product: calmodulin-binding receptor-like cytoplasmic kinase 2
Exons: 8
Coding region: 4373-5725 (450 amino acids)
Biological process (GO): protein phosphorylation
Molecular function (GO): ATP binding; protein kinase activity
Source: RefSeq, a predicted model, not a curated record